This is a messenger RNA of Dentiscutata erythropus, 302 nucleotides long. NCBI's taxonomy places the organism in Eukaryota, Fungi, Glomeromycota, Glomeromycetes, Diversisporales, Gigasporaceae. The record is from the annotation of a GenBank genome assembly.
GAUAUUGUAACUUAGAUGAAUAUCAGGAGGAGGUUGAGGAUAAUGGUGGGGAUAAUGAUGAUGGAGAUGAUGAUGGGGAUGAUGAUGGAGAUGAUGAUGGGGAUGAUGAUGGAGAUAAUGAUGGGGAUGAUGGUGGGGAUGAUAGUGAUGAUGAUGAUGACAAUGAUAAUGAUAGAGAUGAUAAAAAGAACAUUGGGGGACAUAGUGUGGAGAAAAUGGACAUUGAAUCACCACUUCAAGCACCACCACCAAAAAUUUAUUAUUUUCUUACAGAAAAAGAUCCAAUAUCUAAAGUACCAUUU